AUGUCAGGAUUAUCUAGAGACCAUAUGGAUCUUAAUAAUCCUUUGCGGUUUGACUUAGAUACUAAAGGGCUCAUGGCAGACAGUAUUGGAGAUAGUAUUAAAAAGGAUCUAGACAAAAUGGGAAAAGAAAUAAAAGACAAAACAGAUAGAAUAGAUAAAGAGAUAAAAGAGGAGGCUACCAAGGCAAAGCAUAUUCUACCUUUACCACAAAACGUGAAAAAAGAUGAUAUUGAAAUAGAGGAGCGCGUGGGUGAAACAGAAAAUGCGACUUUAACUAUACGUGUUACUGCAAGGGAUUCUUCUGGAAAGAGUUCUGCCGUAAACAGUUUUGAAAAUGUAGAAAAAACAAUCACAAUAGCAAACAAUAAAAGAGUGGACAAAGCUAAAAUAGAGAACGAUACUCUUGUUAUAUAUAUGGAAGAUGAGUGUCCACGAAAUAGAUCAAUCUCAGUAGAAUAA
Messenger RNA from Nematocida ausubeli, 459 nucleotides. RefSeq lists its product as uncharacterized. The record is from RefSeq and is a predicted model, not a curated record. The coding region runs from base 1 to 459 and encodes 152 amino acids. The transcript has a single exon. Lineage: Eukaryota; Fungi; Microsporidia.